This is a messenger RNA of Chinchilla lanigera (long-tailed chinchilla), 1994 nucleotides long. RefSeq names its product zinc finger CCCH-type containing 15 (gene Zc3h15). Lineage: Eukaryota; Metazoa; Chordata; Mammalia; Rodentia; Chinchillidae. Gene Ontology annotation, biological process: cytoplasmic translation. Bases 119 to 1399 code for a protein of 426 amino acids. Gene Ontology annotation, cellular component: cytosol. Gene Ontology annotation, molecular function: metal ion binding; mRNA binding. The transcript is spliced from 10 exons. The record is from RefSeq and is a predicted model, not a curated record.
UGCUUUCCGUGCGCUGCAGCGGCGACGGCGCUCCCGUCUUCCUCCUCCUGCUGCUGUGCCAAAUUCCCCCACGGCGUCCGUCUGUCUUUAAGUCUGGCCGGUGCCAUCCCUCUCCGCAAUGCCCCCCAAGAAACAGGCUCAGGCCGGGGGCAGCAAAAAGGCGGAGCAGAAAAAGAAGGAGAAGAUUAUUGAGGACAAAACUUUCGGUCUAAAGAAUAAGAAAGGAGCAAAGCAACAAAAGUUUAUCAAGGCUGUCACUCAUCAAGUUAAAUUUGGUCAACAAAAUCCACGUCAGGUGGCACAAAGUGAAGCUGAAAAGAAACUGAAGAAAGAUGACAAGAAAAAAGAAUUGCAGGAGUUAAACGAGCUAUUCAAACCGGUAGUUGCUGCUCAAAAAAUAAGUAAAGGUGCAGAUCCCAAGUCCGUGGUGUGUGCCUUCUUCAAGCAGGGACAGUGUACUAAAGGCGAUAAGUGCAAGUUCUCUCAUGACCUGACUUUGGAGAGGAAAUGUGAAAAACGAAGUGUUUACAUUGAUGCAAGAGAUGAAGAACUUGAAAAGGAUACAAUGGAUAAUUGGGAUGAGAAAAAGCUCGAAGAAGUAGUGAACAAGAAGCACGGUGAGGCGGAAAAGAAAAAACCAAAAACUCAAAUAGUCUGCAAGCAUUUCCUUGAAGCUAUUGAAAAUAACAAGUAUGGCUGGUUCUGGGUAUGCCCUGGAGGAGGUGAUAAUUGUAUGUAUCGUCAUGCACUUCCUCCUGGAUUUGUGUUGAAAAAAGAUAAAAAGAAAGAAGAGAAAGAAGAUGAAAUUUCAUUAGAAGAUCUCAUUGAAAGAGAACGUUCUGCCCUAGGUCCAAAUGUUACCAAAAUCACUCUAGAAUCUUUCCUUGCGUGGAAGAAGAGGAAAAGACAAGAGAAGAUUGAUAAACUUGAACAAGAUAUGGAAAGAAGGAAAGCGGACUUCAAAGCAGGAAAGGCGCUGGUGAUCAGUGGUCGAGAGGUGUUUGAAUUCCGUCCUGAACUGGUCAAUGACGACGACGAGGAAGCUGACGAUACACGCUACACUCAGGGAACGGGCGGUGAUGAGAUUGAUGAUUCCGUGAGCGUAAAUGACAUAGACUUAAGCCUGUACAUCCCAAGAGAUGUAGAUGAGACAGGCAUUACCGUAGCCAGCCUCGAAAGAUUCAGCACGUAUGCUUCAGAUAGAGACGAAAACAAGCUAAACGAAGCUUCUGGAGGCCGGGCUGAAAAUGGCGAGCGCAGUGACUUGGAGGAGGACAAUGAAGCGGAUGCACAGGAGAACGGAGCCAUUGGCGCUGUUCCUGUGGAUGAAAACCUUUUUACUGGGGAGGAUCUGGAUGAAUUAGAAGAAGAAUUAAACACACUCGAUUUAGAGGAAUGACACCAAGUCAAGGAAAAGAUUAAGUCAGCUCAGCGUGAGUUGAAAUUGAGUACAUUUUUUUCACCUAGAAUCAACAGGAUCAACAGUUCAUUUCCCGUGCUGAUUGUGGAGGGCUUGGUCUCCUCCAAAAAAGGAAUAUUCUCCCUGCGUCUUCUCUUCUGACUUUGGCUACAUCUCAUAGUAAGUUCAUAGUAGUUCAUGAUAAAUUGAAAUAUAAAGGUCAUUGCAGAAAAUGAUCGUUGUAACUGUCCACUCGAGUAGGAAGUGUAACCGCUUUUCCGGCUUUUGGUUUUCAUUGGGCAUGUGUUAAUAUCAGCAACAUAAAUUUACACUCAAAGACCCUUUAUUUGAUGCAGUUUUCAGAGUGGUUUCCUUUCCUUUGUAUUUAUAUGGUUUAAAGACUGCCUAGAAUGUGAGCACUGUACUGUAUAAAAGAAACUGCCCGUGCAGAUUCAGUAUUGUGUAUCUCUGGACAAUUCGAUGGACGUGUGAAAUGGAACGUGAACCCAACGGGAUCAGCUGCAGUGCCCUGUGUUUUCCAUUCUUUUUUGCCAAUAAAGUUGUAAAUAAAGAACAUCAUACAUUAAAACCUGAA